This is a messenger RNA of Colletotrichum destructivum, 3831 nucleotides long. RefSeq lists its product as uncharacterized. The record is from RefSeq and is a predicted model, not a curated record. The transcript has a single exon. Lineage: Eukaryota; Fungi; Ascomycota; Sordariomycetes; Glomerellales; Glomerellaceae. Bases 1702 to 2310 code for a protein of 202 amino acids.
CUUCCCCCCUACCCUGCCCCCCCGUGCUCUCCAUAUAUUCUCUCCCAAUUCCCAACGGUCAUUCAAGAGUCCUCGCCGGCUGAUAACCCGUAGAUCCAACGCCCAUGUGGAACCGGCAGCAGAGUUUUUACCCAAGAGAGGAGCUCCCACGGCACCAGCAGCUCCAGAGGGCUCCACGAGGGUCCGCAAACGUGGACGGAAGGGGAAAGUGAGCAAAACCUGGAAAAGGUCUAGAGCGUGUCUGCCCCUCCAACACCCCCGGGAGCGAUCGUCCCGUCAUUCGGCGGUGGAGGAAGAGGGAGCAGGGAGUUUGACAAGUUGAGAUCCGCCGGGUGCAUCCCCGUUUCAAAAAUGCCAACCGACCCAAAUCUCCCAAGGCUGCUUCGCACAAGCAAGGCCCAUUUUACCCAAGAGUCAGGGAGAACAAGGGGAGGGGGUGUACACGCAAUGCAGGACGAGGGCCCUCAUCCCGUCAACGAGGUCCAGGCGCCGGGGCUUCCUCCCGGCGCUGGGGUCCCUACCACCUUGCCAUGCCUUGGUUGGGCCCAAGAACCCAAAUGGCGGGGGGGAGAAGGGAACAAUUAACCGUCCAGGCCCUUCUCUGCAGCAGCGUCGUCGGCCUCUGACCGCUUUGGGUCUUCACAGACAACCGUCAAGGUUCCCCUUCCCCGUCUCGCCGCUUUAGGGACCCAGCAGUACCGCGCUGCCACCUCCCUUUGCGGGACCGCGCCGUGCACAAUUCCGCCCUGUGUCCCUAAUGCGGCAACAUACACCACGAACCGUCUGGUGAUCCAACGGCGGGAACCCCGGUUUUAAACGGAUCUCAUCCGUUUAACCUCCCAAGGAUCUCGUCCAGUCGUAAACUCUGCAUUCCGGCAGACACUCACUCACCCUCAACACCCCCGCGAUAAGCUGAGGAGAUUAUGUGCAUGCGGGGAGAUACGAUGUAGAGAGAAGAGGUGACUGACUUAUCGCCCUGGCUUUCGUCAUCCCCCAUCCCCGCGUCCCGUUCUCUCCCGCGGUCGUGCAGGGCAGCCCUAUCACAUAUCUUGGAAGCAAAGGUAAUGCGGUGUAAGCUGUGUCAUUGAGGUUCCGAAUUGGAAAGGGGGGAGAAACGCAUCUGCCAUGUCCGGUUUCGCUUCGCGCGAGGAGGGGGGUGUCGGUGUUGGAAGUGAUUGUUGUUGCUAUUACUGAGGAGAAGAGAAAGUCCGAGACUUCGCCCUUCGGCAUCUUUGCAUGGCGCUCUUCAGACAGACCGAGAUGAAGAGACGUGGAUGGCGGAAUGGGGGGGGGAUAAAAUGUUGGAUAAUUGAUCAACAAAAUCUUAAUCAAGGUAAUCUUGCCUGUCUUGGUCAGGAUGCGCUGGAUCUCCGGGCCGACUCUCUAGACAUGUCCGAGACCGUAAGUGCAUGACGGCAGGAAGCUUGGUUAAUCCCCCAGCUUGUGGCUGAUGCCGUUGAAUCUCUCGCUCCUCUCUUUAAUCCCCCCGGGGAUCUUCCCAAGUCCCUCCUCUAAUGAUCCCCAACGCCACAAUCUCGAUUCCAUCUCGAGGGCGAAUCUCGAGAUCCAGUCGCGUGACGCUUGCGAGAUGGCGGGUGACGCGACGACCAGCAAAGCCCUGAGGUGGGCGCGAGUGACCAGAGGAAGCGCCGUUCGGCUCCGUCGCAUCACGAGUACGAAUAAACCCCAUUCCGAGGCAGCAUGUUCAUCCUCAAAGACAGGGUGUCCAAUCCUCGAGGCAGUUCGUUUCUCCUCCCACCACCGCGCGCGUCCGGAUCCGAGUCCGAAAUAUCCCGUCUUCUCCGGGCUUGGGAGCCUCGCGUCUCCGCAUUACCAUUAACCGUCGUCAGCAAGAGACUGCGCGUAGCCAAUGACCGACCAUCCGAACAAGACUCCCCAUAUCACUCCCCAGACUCGUCCCGUACCCUCGGCAGGCAUCACGAUAGAGCACCUCCCCCUCUCUCCCGGAGCUCAAAGAAAGUGCCGAAAGGAUGGGAGAGCGAACAAACAAGUAUUCGAACACGAAAACAAAGCCAUGGCGUAUGUAAGUCCCAAGACCAAAGACGAGGACCCUCCCGAGAGCAUGUGGAUGGCCCAGAACCCCCCCGGAUCUCCGAUCCACCCCGAUCCAUGGGAUAUAGGCCCCUCGUCAACAAGACAACAAAGAGGAGGCUUCUUGGCCCAGUGGCGCACCCGACGGCAUCCCACCAGCCAACGCAAACGGUCUUGAGGUUCGGACUGGCAGCUUCGACCGAGGCUCGCCUUGUGCAUUCAUCCCCCUUUUUGCAGCACGAGCAAAUACGGCAAUAACCCUUUAUCGUUCCCCCAUCCAUCCCGAUCCAGAAGGGCCCGAUAGACAGGGCCUCACGCAAGAUCGCAAACCCGAGAGGCCCAAGGGCCGAAACCUAAGAAUAGAGACGACUUUUGGGUCCUCGUGUGGCUGAACGGACGGUGCGGUGGUUGGGGGGAGGGGAGACUCGUAAUGCACACGUCUAGAGCGCAGAAAGUGAGGCUGUGUCCUUCAGACGGGAGCGCCGGCAUAACUGGUCAAAUAGGGACGCGUCGCUGAUACGGGAUUUUGGUGGAGGGCUUCUGGGUUCUCUGGCCGUAGAAGUGCCGGUGGAUGGGUUCCAGGCCAGCUGAAUGGCGGGGGUCAGUCAGUUAGCCAGUCCUCCGACCGUUCCCGACCGUUUCUCAAGCCCUCUCGCAAAACGCUUCCCCCUAAACUCUCGGUGCCCAGUUGUGUGUGUCUAGCCCCAAGCCAACAACACACACACACACAACACACAACACACACAACAUAGAUGACGACAUCGGAACAACAGCGCGCGGCUCUACAGGGUAAACCCUCCAGCCCGGAUUCUUGGGCGUGCGCGGUUCUGGGUCGGUAGCUAACCCAGCUUUUCUUAUUUUUUCCCCCCUUUACUGGUAUUUUCUUGUUUUGGCAUCAGGUUGGUGGUGGUGGUGUCGGCAACUCAGCUCACCUCAGCAACCACACUGAACCAGAGAACCUCCGUUUGCCGACGGGUGCAUCGGUGCAACCGCCACCUGAACAUGUGCUGACGCCCCAGCGCACCCGAGAUGACUCCCACACUUGUGACGCUUCCGAAGCAGGAAUGAGAGGCCAGGCCAUCAUCGAGUCAUCCUCAUGCGAAUCACGAAAGUAAAACCUUGGAACCAUAUCACACAAGUAUGACAGCGUGUGUGUAUGUGUGUGAAGAAAGAAUCAAAUAUUGUUGUCGCUCAGUGGCGAAGGGUAUCUCGUACUAAAUACUAAACUAAAUUGCAAAGAGCCCACGAUCGAGUGAGGCUGAUGCUGCUGAUCCCCCGUCCAUGCUUUGGAACCCCGAUAAAAUGCGGAUGCAAAUGUGCUGUGUAUGCCAUGAUGUUUCCCCCUAAUUCUCCAGUCCCUAUCCUCCCAAGAGUCGAUCCGUUGAUCGAUCCAGUUCCAAUCAAACCCCAACAAAACAAAAAACUCCAUGCGACAAAAAUAGUUUGCGUAACCUCGGGCGGCCAUUGCAAGGGGGUAUCAACAUGAAGAAAAACAGAGACCAAAAACAAGUAACAAUAGGCGGGCAUGCACAGCAUGUGAAAUGCCGAUAAGCCUAUGCUGAGUCCCAUGAGUCCACGGAUCCAGGCUGUGGUUGCACCUGUUCCUCUCACCUGCCACACCGGCUUUCCAUUAGCCGGGUGACUCUUCCCUCGGUUGGUGGCCGACACCGCUGGACUUGUGCGAGUGUGGCUGAGACGCGCUGCUGCGGGCUCCCCCACGAUCGGCUUUGGAGGUGUCCCCCAACACGCCGGUGAGAGGUCCUCUGCGCCGUCGUAUUC